AUGCCUGACGCAGAUAGUCCCCCGUCUGAGCCAUCAGCUCUCGAACCUCUUACCCCCGAUCAACGACAGCUUUAUCUAGAGCUUCUCCAGCACUGCGAGUCGCUCUUCGAGUCGCCCGAGCUCCGCGGUGGAACUCCGUCUCCAGCGACAUCGCCCGACAGCACAUGCUCCGAUAUCUCGCGCCCCGACACGCCAAGUCGAGUCAAUCCACGCUCCAUCGCCCCACGCCCUGCCACCCCCGAGCAGCCACUCGCCGACAAAUUCCCUCAUAUCCCAGGCCUUCCUAAGCUCCCAACACCAAUGCCGGUCAAAGCGGAGAGUGGUGCCAGCUCGGAGCGAGACUCAUUCUAUCCGAAGGAGGAGGACCAGAAGCUUCAGAAGAUCGAUCCGGGAGCCAACUCUGAACAGGUUGGCAUGGGAGUUCGAAUUCGCUCGCAUAUCAAGCUUUAUCACUGCUGCCCAUCAAGGUGA
Messenger RNA from Penicillium argentinense, 471 nucleotides. RefSeq lists its product as uncharacterized. The record is from RefSeq and is a predicted model, not a curated record. Bases 1 to 471 code for a protein of 156 amino acids. The transcript has 3 exons. Lineage: Eukaryota; Fungi; Ascomycota; Eurotiomycetes; Eurotiales; Aspergillaceae.